Messenger RNA from Leucoraja erinaceus (little skate), 4159 nucleotides. RefSeq names its product F-box and WD repeat domain containing 10 (gene fbxw10). The transcript has 15 exons. Gene Ontology annotation, molecular function: protein binding. The coding region runs from base 114 to 3557 and encodes 1147 amino acids. Lineage: Eukaryota; Metazoa; Chordata; Chondrichthyes; Rajiformes; Rajidae. The record is from RefSeq and is a predicted model, not a curated record.
GGCCGGACACUGACCUCCCAGCUCCGCCCGGCCGGACACCUACUGUCUGUCCAUCCGCCACCCCACACACUAAAGGGCCCCACACCUCCGGCACCGGUUGACUAAGCGGAGACAUGUAUGAUGUGGACGCCCUGUGUGAAGCCAGCGAGUUCAACAUCUCCACCAGCGACACGUACACCUGCCUUUCGGCCCGAUGCUCGGAGAGGCCGUGCGGCACGUGUCAAACCUGCAACCUGGAUAGGACGCUGGUCUACACCAAGGAGUGGUUCAUCCGCGCCGGAGACCUGUCCAAGCAGCAUUUUUUAAAGGGGCUGAUCCGGAGGGUCGGCAGCAAGGACCUCCUGCAGCAGGUGGGCAGGCUCUUGGAGCCGGUCUUUGGCAAGGACUUCACCCACGCUCGCUCGUCUGCCAACCCCAGCCUCCCCGAGGACCUGCCCACGAACGGCUCGGACCGCAGCUUGGACAAGGCGGCUCUGCAUCAGUAUAUGGUGCAGACGUGGGGGUGGUUUGCCAAAAGCACAUAUUGGACAAAAGCAAACUUCGUGCUGGGAGUACUCCAACUGUGUGAUGCCAAACUGCUUUUCCUCCUUGCUAACCUGGUCCGCGCACUUAUACCCAGCCAACAGGCGCACGAGUGCCCUCUAAGGAAAGAUCCGCGCAUUGAUGCCAUUGCAACAAUGGACAACUUAAAUUACAGAUUUAGAAUAGAUGAACACCCAGAGCUUCAGAAGCUGAUUGAUAUUUGGCCUGAAUUUACAGUAGUGACUCCUGAUAUAAUGCCCUCCAGCCUCAUCGCUGAAACCCCGCCAGUUGCUCGUAAACGCCGGGUAAAGAGUGGAUCCAGAAAGAAGAAAAAGUUACAGAAUGUACGCGAAGAUGAUCUCAGUAAAAUCGAACCCCCGGUUCCGAUUACUGUAACAAAUUCUUUCCAAGCAACUUCGGGGGUCAGUAAUUAUAAGGACUUCCUCCGCUGUCUACCGAUACACCUGGCAAAAUACAUACUUGGUUUUCUAGACGAUGCAAGUCUCCAAAGUUGCUUGUUCGUAUCACAACAUUGGCAGUAUUUGGCAAAGGAGGUGACUAGGGACAUGUUGGCCCUGCAGUGCAUUUUUGACGAAGUCUUAAAGUUGCAGCAAUUAGCUAUCUCUGCCAAAAAGAAAACAGUGGAUGGUAUAAAGAAAAAAAUGAGAGAGAAGGCCCCGAGAGCAAAGAGUAAAGCGAAAAGCAGGAAGAAAAAAGGGAGAAAAAAGGAAACAGAAUUAGAAAUAUGCAUCAGGCAACUUGAAAAUAAGGAAGUGCAUCUAAAAAAGAGAAAGCAGAAGAGAACAGAUAAAAGAGGAGCAGAGGAAAUAGUACCUCAGAAUUUAAAUGUUGAGUACGCAAGAAUUUGCCAAAUUCCAGUACCAAGAGUAGAUGAUCACGGAUUAACUUUACCAACAAAGACAUUGGAUAAAAAGGUUGGAUUAGGAGCCGCAUAUACUGAUAUCCACACUGAGUUGAUACAAAUGGAGGAGAGAAAUAUCUACUGUGGUGCUUAUAAUAUAAAAAUCAUCAAACAGCUGGUGGAUCCCAGCAGGGUAAUCCACUACUGUGGUGGACAGCUGAUAGCCUCUGGUUCAUCAGACAGGAAAAUAAGAUUUUUGGAUGUCGGUCACUCCACGGACACCAAACGUGUGAUACAAGGGCACGCUGGAAGCAUCAAGGCUCUCGUUCUAAGCGAGGACCAAAACUUUGUUAUUAGCGGAAGCUUCGACCUCAGUAUCAGACGGUGGAACCUGACCACGGGCUAUUGUAUGACCAUCUACCGUGGCCACGUGGGAGUUAUUACCUCUCUUGUUAUGUAUAAGGACAAGCUUGCAUCAGGGGCAAUGGAUUGUCUGACCAAAGUUUGGGACGUAGAAAACGGGAAAUGUAUCACCACCCUCAAGCACGAGAAACCAAUUCGCUCGGUGGGUAUGAGCGAGAAGACUGUGAUAUGUGGAUGUGACGAUGGAAAUGUCCACGUGUGGACCCUAGAACCUACUUCAUUGGUCAAGGUCCUGUCUGGUCACCAAGGUCCUGUCAGAUGUUUGUCUUUCGACCAGUGGCACCUGGUCAGUGGAAGUGAGGAUGCAAAUGUGAAAGCUUGGAGCAUGAUUGGAAAAUUUAGUAUAUGUCUAAAGACAUUCAAACAUCCAAGGGCCGUGCUUUGUGUCCAUCUCCUUUACCUUCGGUUGCUCAGCGGAUGCAGCGAUGGGAAGAUCAGAAUUUUCGACCUCUGCCGUGGCACCUGUCUGAAGGUGAUGAGAGCGAGCGGCCGUGGGGAACCUGUACUUUCUUUCUACUUCUCUGAGAAGAGCAUGAUCAUUAACACUGUCGGCAGUGUGGUAGCAUUUCACUACGAGGAUGUCACCUGGGAUUACACAGCAGCAUCAGCGGUCAUUGAAGGCCCAGUGGAAGAAGACCUAUUUAAAAUGGCACCGCUGAGGAAGCAACCCUACAGUUAUGUCCGUGCUCAACGUAUGAGAAGAAUUGGUUCAACAAAUGAAAAGAUCUAUCAUAGAGAGGACAUCACAUCAGGACUGUCUCACCAUGCACCUAUAAUGUCAGCCAGAUGUAUGCUACAGGCACAAAGGAUUCAAUCAGAUUCCAUGAAGGUUCCCAAUUUGAGAGAAUUUCACUUCCACAGUCCGGGUGCGUCGCUCAUUGGCCAGAGGCCAUCGCCGACUGGUUGGGUUUCCAGUACAUUGGAAAUGCCAUCACAAGGAAGAUUAAGUGAUUAUACUGUGUUCAGUUUAGAUAGAAGAACUGAUCCAUUGUCAAAAGCUUCAAGACUUCUAUCAGCAAGUGAGCAAGAAACAUUAAAGCGAAUUAAAAAACAUGGCCUGUCCAGACCCAAAACAUCAGAGCAGAUCCGUCUGACAGUCAAUGCGAUCCAUAAUCGAUACGGAUUUGAAGAGACUAAAAUAAACACACUGUAUAACAUUUCACUUGAAGAUGAUUGGGGACAUCCUCGAUGUCCUUUGAAAGAUAUGGAGAGAAGAUUUAUUGCAAAAAAGCAUGCACCCCAACCUGACAUUAUUCAAGAUGAAGUUAAAGAGUGUAUUGAUGUACAAACCUUUCUUCCUGCUUUUGAUUUAAAGAAUCAAACUCCUAAUCAGAAACGCAUCUUUCACACUCGUAAUACAAAUUGUUUUGCCAAAAGGCCGACAAUUAAACGAUCAAAAUCAACCCUAGGGUUUGUUGACCCCGUUCCAUUUAUCAGUCAAAAGAACAGGCCCCGAACUGCGCUCGACGACAUACCCAAAAGAGGCGAAGUAGCAAUUGACUCAAAAGAAAGAAAUCAAUCCUUAACCUUGGUGCCAAUUACUACGAUAACUAAAGCGGCUGCGAAGCUGAGGUUCCAACAAAGUGCAAUCAUCAACCCAUUCCGGGAAAAUAGUGGUUUCAGACUCUGUACGCCAAAACAACGUAAAGAAUAUGAAGAAAAAAUAAUUGCAGAACACACUAUCAACCAGCAAAGACUGGAACAGGGUCGGGUGUUUUCCAAGGUGUGGUUAAAGAGGAAUAGCACUUGAAAUAGGGUACAAUUUGCACGUACUGAGUCUUGGGACUAAUACAUAUAAGGCUAACGUGAUGUAUGUCAGCUUGUCUUCCCCCUUCCAUAUAUAGUUAGAAUUUGAGAAACAUGCAAUAGUUGUCAAAAUAAAGAACUCUAUGGAGAUUUUAAAAGAUUUGAAUGGAGGAUAUGUUGUGAUAAAGACUGCGGUAUUACACAGGACACAGUUUUUAACAGGGUUCGACAGUAAUACAAGCAAACAUUACACCAUCUUUACAAUGACCUGCUAGUAGCGUGCUACACUAUGCUGCUAGCCGGCAGCAUGUAAGAAGCAACAAAGAUGGGCACCAUCACCCUCAUGUAUGAGCAGGAGAGGGAGAAGGAAGACACCAGAGGGUGGCACAGUGGCAUAGCAGUAGAGUUGCUGCCUCACAGCUCCAGAGACCUGGGUUCGAUCCUGACUAAGGGUGCUGUCACAGGGAGUUUACAAACUCUCCCUGUGACCUCGUGGGUUUUGCCCAGCUGUUCCGGUUUCCUCCCACAUUCCAAAUAUGUGCUGGUUUGUAAGUUAAUUGGUUUCUGUAAAUUGUCCCUAGUGUCUAGAACUAGUGUAUGGGUGAU